This is a messenger RNA of Miscanthus lutarioriparius, 735 nucleotides long. NCBI's taxonomy places the organism in Eukaryota, Viridiplantae, Streptophyta, Magnoliopsida, Poales, Poaceae. The record is from the annotation of a GenBank genome assembly.
AUGGCGAAGAGAACUAGGUACGCGAGCAAGGGGCAACUCCCUGUCCUCGCCUUCAUCUUGGGCAAGGCAUGCAUUCGAGUGCCUGUCCAGUCACCAUUCCUCACCCACCACUACCUCCCCAUCAACGCGGCGUCCUCGGCGGCCAACCGCGACCACAGGAUCCGGCGCAUGAAGCGCGCGCUGGACGCGGCCGACCUUGAGCUCGUCAAGAUGAUGGUCAUGGGCGAAGGGCUGGACCUCGAUGACGCGCUCGCCGUGCACUAUGUCGUCCAGCACUGCGGCCGCGACGUCGUCAAGGCGCUGCCGACGUCAACUCCCGCGCCGGGCCCGUGGGGUCGCGGGGAAGACGGCGCUGCACCUGGCGGCCGAGAUGGUGUCCCCCGACAUGGUGUCGGUGCUCCUCGACCACCACGCCGACCCCAAUGCCAGGACACUCGACGGCGUCACCCCGCUCGACGUGCUCCGCAGCCGCACCUCCGAGUUCAUCUUCAAGGGCGCCCUCCCGGGGCUCACGCACAUCGAGCCCAACAAGUUCAGGCUCUGCCUCGAGCUCGUGCAGUCCGCGGUGAUGGUGGACAUACGCUUGUCAUUCGCAUCGUCCUCGCACAACAACCUCAGCCGCGAAGCCGAGCCUGGCAAGUUGUUUUUCUCCUUGGCCUCUUCCUCCGCGCCUCUCUUGCCGGGCGCCGCAUCUGUUCCGCCGCAUCCUGCCGGGUCAGCGCGUGGAAGAAGUAG